Seminavis robusta is the source of this 699-nucleotide messenger RNA. The record is from the annotation of a GenBank genome assembly. NCBI's taxonomy places the organism in Eukaryota, Bacillariophyta, Bacillariophyceae, Naviculales, Naviculaceae.
AUGAGAUUGUCUCUGUUUUUGCUGUCGGCGAUUGUGGCCUCCUGCCAUGCAUUUUCGCAGCAGCUACAAGGCAGUCCGCCACACUGUAUCAAUCUCAAGUGCAAGGUGAAGCAGUCGUUUCGAGAUGAAUUUCUGGCACUGGUCAAAGACAACCAGAUUCGGACACUGGAAGACGAACCCGAUGCCCUCGAAUACGUCGUUGGUGAAGACGUGGAAGAACCCAAUGUGUUUUACAUUCAUGAGCAGUUUGAAACACUAGAAGCCUUUGCUUUUCACAGAGAAACUCCGCACAAUAAAAAUUGGCAGAAAUUCAAGACGAACGAUCCAUUUUCCGAGCAACCCGUAGCCUCCUUCUACGACGGCACGCACAAGGCGACCAAGGUACCCAUUCGAGACGCCUAUUGCCUAAAUGUUCAACUUUGUGUUGACCCCAAGUAUAGAGAGGAGUUUUUGGAGGUUAUCGCGAAUAAUGCAAGGGGGAGCAUCGAAGAAGAGCCAUUGUGCCUGCAGUACGUGUGGGGAGAGGACUGUGCCAUUCCCAACACAUUUCACUUUCAUGAGCAAUACGUUGGAUCUGAAGACGGAAAGGAGGGCUUUGUAGCUCACAGCAAGACAAAGCACUUUGAGGCAUGGGAAAAUUUUGUGACCAAGGAUCCAUUCACAAAGCCGCCAGUAGUGCAAUUCUACAAGACCCUGUAG